Messenger RNA from Marasmius oreades (fairy-ring Marasmius), 1723 nucleotides. RefSeq lists its product as uncharacterized. Bases 392 to 1723 code for a protein of 443 amino acids. The record is from RefSeq and is a predicted model, not a curated record. Gene Ontology annotation, cellular component: fungal-type vacuole membrane; phagocytic vesicle; vacuole. Gene Ontology annotation, biological process: regulation of vacuole fusion, non-autophagic. Gene Ontology annotation, molecular function: GTP binding; GTPase activity. The transcript has 4 exons. NCBI's taxonomy places the organism in Eukaryota, Fungi, Basidiomycota, Agaricomycetes, Agaricales, Marasmiaceae.
GGUGCGUAGCCUCGAUUAGGUUGCUUCACUUUCGGUUUCUUAGCAGGUUUGUUUGCGAGAUGCACGCCUGCGUUUGACUUUGGAUUCCUUCGGAACAAAGCUACGAUGUUGGUUAGUACGGCUUCGAGCUCGAUCCUGUUCGAGAGCGUGAUGUUUAGAGCCACUAGGGUUGGAGGGCAGGAAACUGUAUUGCGACAAGUUUUGUUGGAAGGAUAUUAUGGGAUCUGGGUUGUUUAGCGGUUUACAGCAUUGGUUUUCGCAUUCACAAUCUGAAUGGGAGUUACUGGGGUUGGACAUGGAGGAGUGUCUCGUGCGAAAAUUCAAAUACACAUGUUUUGUAUUCCUCUCACAGUAACCCUCUGAUGAACGGCGACGACGACGAACUAACUCAAUGCUCACUAUCAAACUCGUCGUAAUCGGUGCGUCGGGAGUCGGAAAGACCAGUUUGAGGGGUCAAUAUAUCUCCGGGAGAUUCUCGUCUAGCUAUCGCGCUACAAUUGGUGCUGAUUUCAUUACCAAAGUGCUGCCCCAUCCUUCCAAACCAGACCAGUCAGUAACGCUGCAGAUAUGGGAUACAGCUGGACAGGAAAGAUUUUCAAGCCUUUCUAGCGCAUUUUUCAGGGGCGCAGAUGCCGCUUUGUUAAUGUUCGAUGUAAACCAACUGGAAUCGCUCCAUGCUCUCUCAAAGUGGUGGUCAGAUUUUCGGGACAAGGCACCGCUAUCUGAUGAACUUGUGGACGAGUAUUGCUGUGUGGUGGUUGGAAACAAGAUGGAUUUAGUUUCGGGAUCCUCCACCCCUCCAACGUUUCGGUUUGACGUCGAAAAUUUCAUCAGCAACCUUGUACAGUUAUCCCCACCCCCAUCGACGACUACACCUAUGCAUACCAAUGUUCCCCGUCCAGAAGACUACGGCGCAGAUGCAGAUGAUGAGGACGAAGAUUCAUCCGCUGAAGAGUCUGCAAUCGGCGUUCAAACUCAAACACCUUCUCAUCGUACCCCGUCUAUUGCAAUAAUUCCUCAUUCUCUUUCCUCUUCCAGUGAUUCGUCUGCCGCUCGUGUUACUGACCAUUCUCCCUCCCAUCCCUGUUCUUCAUUCAAGGCCCGUUCGAGGUCCUCUUCACGUUUCUAUAGUAGCGGCACAGUAACCACCACACACACCACAUUGACUAUUUAUCAUACCCCUUCGUCAUCCAUUUCUGAUAAUGAUAAUUUUCAUUCCGCACGAUCCUCUCCUACUAGUCAACGGCCGGCACGACGUCUGAUGUCCCUCUCGAAUGCGAGUUCCAGUUCCAACAGUACUGUGACUCCCAGCGUGUUUGCGGCACAUCGAGAUCGUCAUGCAGAUGAUGAUGAUCCGGAGUCCUCGAGUGACGCCCUUACCAUGUCUGCAAUUUCCACGACAGCUACAACUCCCGAAAGUCAUUCUUCCGAAGUAAUGGCCACUGCAGCACACGCACGAGCUUCUGUCACCGUUCCGGGACUGCCAGAUCGUGGACCCAAGCUCUUCUUCACAAGUGCAAAGACAGGUGAGGGUGUUCGGGACGUCUUCGAAUAUAUCGCGGCAAGGGUGAUCAAGAAGUGGGAGUAUGACGAAAUGGUCGAAUCGAGGAGAAUGUCAAUGAGGGAGGCAAAUCUACCAUUCGAACGGGAUGGAGAGAGGGUGCAGCUGGAGGCUGGUUCGAAAGCUAUAUCUCUUCAUCUUCGAAGCUGUUGUGGGACAUGA